Aspergillus affinis is the source of this 3024-nucleotide messenger RNA. RefSeq lists its product as uncharacterized. Gene Ontology annotation, biological process: DNA-templated transcription. The transcript has 6 exons. The coding region runs from base 1 to 3024 and encodes 1007 amino acids. NCBI's taxonomy places the organism in Eukaryota, Fungi, Ascomycota, Eurotiomycetes, Eurotiales, Aspergillaceae. Gene Ontology annotation, molecular function: zinc ion binding; NAD binding; oxidoreductase activity, acting on the CH-OH group of donors, NAD or NADP as acceptor. The record is from RefSeq and is a predicted model, not a curated record.
AUGGAUUCCCUCGAGGAACCCCCGACCAAACGGCGAAAGCCGAGUCCACGGGAGAUUGGAGUGAUGAGAAAAUCGUCGGUCGAUAAUUCGGCCACGUUUUUGGGCAGUUCCAGCGGCGUGCAUUUUAUCCGCAUCGUGUACGACGCUUUCGCGCGACGCUCGGCCCAUCUGAAUCAGAACCAGUCGCAUUCGCAAACAACGACACUCGUUCCUGGGGAAGAUGACCAGCUGGCCUCGAGUCCCCUUGCGGAUGCUGCCUCCUUGAAGAAUGAGCUGUGGAUGCCACAUGAAUUGGAUCAGCGGCCCACGACGACGGGGAAAGUGAAGCCGCCAUUCGACCAUCUCGUGCAAUGGACACGCAGCUAUUUCGACAAUUGGCACCCCAUGUUCCCCUUUAUUCUGGGACCAUCAUUACUGACAAUCCUGGAGAAAAUCAGCCUGGUCGGACUGAAUGGGAUCUCGACGCCGGACGUCAUCCUCGUGCGGUCCGUCGUCUCCAUCGCCCUGAUGGACCGACGACAAAUGAGCGCGCGGGGAAAGCAAUCACCACCCCCAGUGCCCGCGGCACUGGUAUUUCGCACGGUCGCACAGGCCAUGGAGAGCCUACACGCGCUGUUCUGCGAUCCACCGACCAUCGCCAUCCUGCAGGCCGCGUUCGGCGUUGAGCUGUUCCUGGCGUCGGUGCUGCGGUUGAAUGCCGCGUCGCGCAUUGCCGGCGUCAUCGCGCGCACCGCCUUUCAUUUGGGCUUGCAUCGCUGUCCGGCGCGGUUUCUGUGCUUCGGCCCCGGAGACGAGGCGCUGCGGCGUAGACUGUUUUGGUCGAUUUAUUGUCUCGAGAGAUACCUGUCGCAGGCGCUGGGGAUUCCCUUGGGCAUUCGGGAUGACGACGUGGAUGUCUGUUAUCCGGGGAUGGAGAGACAUGGGGAGAGCGUUGACGACCCCCGUCUCCAUCUCAUCACACAUCUGGCGCGGUUUUCCCGUGUGCGCGGGCUGGUCAUCGAACUCCGCAACAAAUCCAUCCUACACAGCCAAGAAACCUCCAUCACGGCGACUCACGUUACCGGAGAGUUAACGCACUGGUGGAACCAAGUCUACGAUGAUGUUUACCCCGGCGACGAGGACACGACAACAACACCGGCAUCGGCAACGCCGCGUCUGGCACCGCUCCAUCGGCUACUCCUCACUGUCCUACGCCACGAAUCCAUCAUCUCGCUAAACCGGCCUUUGCUGGCGGCGGAGUCUUCGUCUCCGGAGUACCGCACCGCACUGCAGAUCUGCAUUGAGUCGUCGCGCUCGCUGCUGACGGCGCUGCGGGGGGCCGACGUGCCACUGGUGUGGCCGUCAUUUACCUGGGGGGUCUGGAUGAGCUGUUUGAUUCUAGUUUAUGCCGCAUGGGAGGGAGAGUUUCCUAUUCCUGCGGCAGCGAGAUAUGCCCAAACCGGUCUUCUCAUCCUUCAGAACCUGUCCCACCGAGGCAGCACCUGGCCGCAGACGUGCAUCGAAGCGAUCCGGGCCCUGGAAGCCGCGCUGAGCGAGCAGCCUCCGGACCACGCGCCCUACAGCCAUCUCCACCCGCCGUAUAUCCAGAACGCGCAGCUUCCGAACCAGAACCUCACGGUCAACGCGCCUGGCCAUCCAAACCAGCUCCUCCACGUGUUGCCAUCCCAGCAGAGCGCGUUACAUCAUGCGGGACAAGCAGGGCUGGGGACGACGAAUCAAACGACCGGGGAGGCGAAUCAAACUCAACCCCCACCGGGGCUAGAUAUCGAGGGCCCCACGGUCGAGCAGUCGAUAUUUGGGGAGGCAGCGCUGGGGAUUCCUAAUUCUUCCGAGGGGCUCCCUUUUCUUCUGGGGGAGGUGGAGAACCUGGAUCUGUGGAGUGUGGCGGAUGCGCCGUGGUUGAUCCAGGAGAGUUACGAUACACAGAACCCGAUCACAAAAACCAACCGCAACACGAUGAAAACCUACAAGAUUGCCACCAUCCCCGCCGACGGCAUCGGCCCAGAGGUCAUCUCGGCCGGCGUCGAGGUGCUGCAGACGCUCAGUGAGACGCUGGGAUCCUUCGGCUUGGACUUUUCGCACUUCGACUGGAGCUCUGAGACGUAUAAGGCGACCGGGAAGUACAUCCCGGACGGCGGACUGGAUGAGUUGAAGAAGCACGACGCGAUUCUGUUCGGCGCGGUUGGUGCUCCUGACGUCCCCGACCACAUCUCCCUCUGGGGCCUCCGUCUCGCCAUCUGCCAACCCUUCCAACAAUACGCUAAUGUGCGCCCGACCCGAGUGCUCCGCGGCACCAGCUCGCCCCUCCGCAACUGCCCCUCCGGCAGCCUGGACUGGGUGAUUGUUCGCGAGAACAGCGAGGGCGAGUAUGCCGGACAAGGCGGCCGCUCGCACCGCGGUCUCCCGUGGGAAGUGGCCACCGAGACGGCCAUCUUCAGCCGAGUCGGCGUCGAGCGCAUCCUGCGGUUCGGGUUCGAGACGGCGCGUUCGCGGCCCCGUAAGCUCUUGACUGUUGUGUCGAAGAGCAAUGCUCAGCGUAACGGCAUGGUGUUGUGGGAUGAGGUCGCGGCGAGCUUGGCGAAGGAGUUCCCGGACGUGACUGUUGAUAAGAUGUUGGUUGAUGCUAUGACUACGAGGAUGGUCUUGAAGCCGGAGAGCUUGGAUACGAUUGUGGCGAGUAAUUUGCACGCCGAUAUCCUCUCCGAUUUAGCGGCAGCGCUGGCGGGGUCCAUUGGCAUCGCACCGACGUCGAAUCUGGACCCGACGCGGCAGAAUCCCAGCAUGUUCGAGCCGAUUCACGGGUCGGCGUUCGACAUCACGGGGAAGGGCGUGGCCAACCCCGUGGCCACCUUCUGGACGGCGGCGGAAAUGUUGGAAUGGCUGGGCGAGACGGCAGCUGCUCAGCGGCUGAUGGAGGUGGUGGAGACGGUGUGCGAGCGAGGCAUUCUUACGGCGGAUCUGGGAGGGACGGCGUCCACGAAGGAUGUGACCGCGGCGGUGGUGGAGCAGUUGCGCUCGAAUUAG